UUGAACUUUUGUACGUUUUCCACACGGUUGGUUAUUAGAGCUUUAGCGAUUUAAAAAAAUAUAUAUAUUGCAAAAACAAAGAAACAACAAAUCCAGAUGAGGUAACAGCAGUCUCUUAUUUUCUUCCAUGCUUAAAACGGGUAAUUUGACAAAUAAGCAACAGGUAUUAACUCAGAUGUAUAUUGUUAUGCCUCAAGGGAAAUGUACUUGUUUGACUUUUUUUGUGAGCAGCUCCGCCCUCUUGUUUGCAUCCGCACAAGUGAAAGUGUGACUACUCUCCUCCUCACUCCGGCACAUUGUCCCCAUUUUUCAUGCACAGAUUUCAGCAUUUAGAUUAAUUCUUUUGUUUUGUGUGUGUGUGUCUUUGCAUGCCCAUCAUGCGCUGUUUUUUGUGUGGAUUAUGUGCUCUAACGGUGCUCAACGUGUCAGCCACUGUGAGCCGCGAGCUCGCCAUCACCCAGAAGCCGCGCUUCUACGGCGUGAGGCCCGGCCGGUUCGUCACAGUCUACUGCGCGACCUCCCACCAGCACCUGCCGGUCGAAGCGCACUGGUACAAGGCCGCCCGGUACAACCAGGACGCCGCUCAGAGACGCCUGCUGGAAGGCGUCGUGACUCGCGACAAAGAUGUCACACUCAAUGCCUUCCUCAUCCUGUACGAUUUGAGCCCCGAAGACAGCGGCAUCUACUUCUGCCGCAUCAACGAAACGUGGGGGCCCGGCACGCAACUGCAAGUGGCCAGGCCCGUCAACCGAGCACAGGCGGUGCACCGCAGCAACAUGAAGGACGCCCUCUUGCUCCUUCAAGGUCUGAUGCUGGCCGUCAUCGUGGCGCUUUUACUUCAACGCAAUCGCAAAAUGUUGAAAUUGAAAAGGAGAGAGAGCAUCUACGAGGAGCCCGAACUCGAGCACAUCUACGAGGGCCUGACCAUCGAGGGGUACGAAGGAGGGGACUUGUACGAGGAGCUGGCGGUGUACGCAGAGGCCGGCAACUGCGCCGAGGCCCCGUGGGAGUGACGUCACACCGACGAUUGUUGCGUGUGCACUAUCCUCGAUGGCCAUGCUAUCGCUUUUAGGCGGACGUUGCGUGUGUUGAAGCUUUUCCCGCUCCUUGUCGCGCGGCAUUGACGUCACGUCCAACGGUAUGUUGCUGUUGCACAUGUUGCCGUUCUUUGCUGUGCUAUGGUAUUUCUUUUACUUGUUUUGAUUAA
Messenger RNA from Phycodurus eques (leafy seadragon), 1207 nucleotides. It is a transcript of the gene cd79b, whose product is annotated as CD79b molecule, immunoglobulin-associated beta. The transcript has 5 exons. The coding region runs from base 369 to 1013 and encodes 214 amino acids. NCBI's taxonomy places the organism in Eukaryota, Metazoa, Chordata, Actinopteri, Syngnathiformes, Syngnathidae. Gene Ontology annotation, biological process: B cell receptor signaling pathway; B cell differentiation. Gene Ontology annotation, cellular component: external side of plasma membrane; B cell receptor complex. The record is from RefSeq and is a predicted model, not a curated record.